UCGUGAAUGUUCGUAUGCCGCACGUGUUUCUUUGGAGUUCGUUUGUUGACGGCAAGUUUUAUUUUAAGGUUAGUUUAUAAUAUUGCUUUGUAUAUUUGGUGUUCAGUUGAAUUGAUUAAUAAUGGAAAUAUUUAACGUGAAAAGAUACGCUCCUAAGCAAAAACAAAUUGAUCCCGAAAAGGAAAACAAACUCUUUGAGAAACUUCAAGGGAUCAUCGCAAAGAAAAAGAAACUUAUUGAAGAUGAACGGAGCAAGAAAAAUCCAGAAAUGCAGCAAGAACCAGUGAUUGAUGCGAUUGAUGCUAGUGGUUCUAAAGAAGAUGAACAACUACUUGCUCAAGAGAAUGUGAGUCAGAUUGAUAAAGACGCUUUCACAAUAUUAGGGAAUGAGCAAUUCGUAGGCAAGGAGAGGGUUAAGGGUAUACUUCCUGCAUGGCUUUGUCAUCCAGCAGCGAUCUCCAACGACUUAACUCACGAAAAUGCACCUCUUGAGGAAAUUAUGUUCUUGAGUUCAGAAAUGAAACAGAAUCUCAAGAAGAUGGGAAUUGAAUCGCUAUUUCCUGUCCAAAAAAUUAUUAUUCCAUGGAUUCUAGAGACGCAUGCUAAUCCUUCACCCUAUAGGCCACGUGAUAUUUGUGUUUCUGCCCCAACUGGAAGUGGGAAAACCAUAGCAUUCGCUCUUCCAAUUAUUGAGAUUCUCCGGAAACGUGUUAAACAGAAGAUCCGGGCUCUUGUGGUGCUCCCUGGACGAGAAUUGGCUUCACAGGUGUUUACUGUAUUUAAAAGUCUCUCCAAAGGGACAAAUUUGGAUUGUAUGCUUUUAUCACCAAACAUACCUAUUGUGGAGGAGCAGAAACACCUAAUGAAAAAUAUAAAUGGCAACGUACAACCUGGAAUAGAUAUAAUCGUCACGACAGCUGGUCGCCUUGUUGAGCAUAUUCACACCACAAAAGGUUUCUGCCUUAAAAGUCUACAAUUUUUAGUAAUUGACGAGGCAGAUAGGAUUAUGGAACAGAUUCAAAAUGAUUGGCUCUAUCAUCUGGAAAAUCACCUUCAGAAUGGCAUUCCAGAGAGAAACUAUCCCUUAUCUUUUCUAACCCUCACGGAUGAGCUUUGCAAGCAACCACACAAACUGCUUUUUUCAGCCACUCUUUCCUCUGAUCCUGAAAAAUUGGAAAAAAUGAAACUCUUCCAACCGAAAUUUUUCACUACUACGGAUUCCAAGCCAAAAGGCAAUAAAGAGCAAAAACAUGCCGAAGAUUUGAUUGGAGAGUACUCAACUCCUUCUCAACUGAUAGAAAAAAUAUGUAAGACAAAUAUAGAGACAAAACCACUGACGCUCUUUAAGCUGAUUAUGGAAAAUUCAUGGAAAAGAUUCCUUUGCUUCACGAAUAACAACAUAGCAGCUCACCGACUAUCAUUCGUACUGCAAUCAAUGUUAGGGAAGCAAAUCUUGAUUGAGGAGUUGUCUGCGAAUUUGAAGAAAAACGCGCGAAUGGAGAUUCUUGCCAAAUUUUCUGCAGGAAAAAUUAAUGGUCUAGUGAGUUCUGAUACUCUAGCCAGAGGAAUUGAUGUACCAAACGUUGAUGUGAUUAUUUGCUAUGACUGCCCUCGACACAUUCGAACCUAUAUCCAUAGAAUAGGAAGAACAGCCCGUGCUGGACGAUCAGGAAUGGCCGUUACCAUGAUCUGCGAGGAAGAUUACGAAGGAUUUAAUAGAAUAAUUACAAGCAGAGGAAAGUCACAUUUGGACGAAAUCAAGGUUUCUUCAGAAAUUGAUGAAGAAACAAAUAGGAAGUUUUCCACGGCCCUCAAGGAAUUAAAGAAUUUCCUAAAGAAGAAGAAGAGACAGCAGCAAUCUAAGGUGCAGAGAGAUGAAAACACCGGGAAUGCUAGGAAAAUUGCUAAGAGGCAUAAGAAAAAAGAUAAUACCAAAAUUGGUAAACUAAUUAUAAAGGACAAAGGUAAAUUCUCAUCGUAAAGAAAUUCUAACAUGAAAUUCUAUUAAUUGCAUUAAUUAUUAAAAACAAUAAAAUUAAAAACACAA
Molecule: messenger RNA, 2047 nt
Organism: Lutzomyia longipalpis
Lineage: Eukaryota; Metazoa; Arthropoda; Insecta; Diptera; Psychodidae
Gene: Dbp73D
Product: probable ATP-dependent RNA helicase Dbp73D
Exons: 2
Coding region: 122-1981 (619 amino acids)
Cellular component (GO): nucleus
Molecular function (GO): nucleic acid binding; ATP binding
Source: RefSeq, a predicted model, not a curated record